AUGGCGUAUAAUAAGAAUGCGCGUGCUGCUGCGCAGAUGCUGGCGAACCGUCGCUGUCGAGCUCCCACCACAAGAGCAUCGACAUCGAGUACGACCAACACUACGCUCAACAUGUCUUCUCAAACCUCGAGGCGGGGAUUGAGCUCUGGGCAUUCGAGAGCAAAUCUUUGGAAUAUAGGUAUAGGAUUCAAAUUCGCGCCGGAGACCGAGGCUUCGUCUCUGUACCCCACGCUGGACUUUAAGCGCUUCUUUCAGUCACAAGAAGCUGCUGUCGCAAGCGAUCAUGGCUCAUCUCAUGUCGGACAACCAUUACAGCCUCCCACGGCCCCAACGACAGCAGACGCAGGGCAGUGCCUCGGGUAUCAGCCAGUGCUAUCAGCAGCGGCAGCAACUAUAACUAUUGCGCAAAAGAAGGCGACUGGAGCUUCCAUGGCCCACAGACGGCCUACUGUAGCUCAAUCCAGCAUACCGGCCAAAGAAUCACACUCACCUAUUGAGCCGCCUCUUACAUCACUCGACUUCAACAUCCCCAAAGAUCUCUUUGAAGCUGCUCUUGGGCAACCCAAAGACAGUCCCGGCUCUUUCUGGUCUCACACAAUGUACAAGAGCACCGCCACGGACGGCACCACUCAAAACGUCAAGGUGCACUACUGCACCAGCAAGCAAACCAUGGAGCACGUCUGCCAAAAAUAUUUCCUCAACCAGCCCGUUCUCGGCUUCGAUCUCGAGUGGGUGGCGUACGCCAAACGCCAAGACGGGCCGCGGGAGAAUGUGUCUCUCAUCCAGAUGGCCAGCCCCGGCCGCAUCGGCCUCUUCCACGUCGCCAUGUUCCCCAAGGACGACUUUGUCGCGCCCACCUUUCGCGCCAUCAUGGAGGACUCCGCGGUGGAAAAGGUCGGCGUGCACAUACAGGCAGACUGCACGCGGCUGCGCAACUUUCUCGGCGUCAAGACGAGGGGCAUCUUUGAGCUGAGCCACCUGUACAAGUUGCUCAAGCAUGUCGACGACGAGCAGCGGCGGAAGCUCAUCAACAAGGUGCCGGUGGCGCUGGCGACGCAGGUGCAAGAGGUGCUGAAGCUGCCGCUCUUCAAGGGCCAGUCAGUGCGAAGCAGCAACUGGUCCAAGCCGCUCACCUCAAAGCAGUUGACGUACUCUGCCGCCGACGCCUACGCAGGCCUCCAGCUAUAUCAUGUCCUGGAAGAAAGACGGCUCGCCAUGGUUCCUCCGCCCGACCGGCCGCGCCAUGCCGAGCUCGGACUUCCUAUUCCGAUACCCCCUACGCCAGUGGUCUCUGAUGUAGAGUCCGAUCUUGAUUCGGAUCUCGAGUCUGUUGAGUACGCUAGCUCGGAGCUCAGCGACGGCUCAAUAGAGGAAGCGAUGCAAGAGCUGGCACUUGGCGAGGCUUCCACAAUUGUAGCUCAACCCCGUGUCACCACGGCCGAUAAGCAGGCAGCCAGGCGUGACGCCCGGAUUGAAGCUGCCGAGGUCAGGAUCGCCCAACGACGCGCUUCUCGCCCCGGCGGUCGCUUGCUCGCGGCCCCUUCGUCGCUGCGGGCAUUUUUUGUAUGGCAAGCAAACGAGGACAUGACGCCAGCUGAUGUGGCUUGUCUCCUCCGCGAUCCACCGCUGCAGACCGGCACAGUCAUUGGGUAUAUCCUUGACGCCAUCCGAGCGGAGAAGCUGGCAUUUCGAAAAGAGCGAUUGCGUACUGAGGUUCUAUCGCUCUUGCACCCUGCACUCGCCAACGGAAAAUACCGUGCCAUUGUGAAGCAGUGUGAGCAGACGGAGACGUGA
This is a messenger RNA of Akanthomyces muscarius, 1794 nucleotides long. RefSeq lists its product as uncharacterized. NCBI's taxonomy places the organism in Eukaryota, Fungi, Ascomycota, Sordariomycetes, Hypocreales, Cordycipitaceae. Gene Ontology annotation, molecular function: 3'-5' exonuclease activity; nucleic acid binding. Bases 1 to 1794 code for a protein of 597 amino acids. The transcript is spliced from 2 exons. Gene Ontology annotation, biological process: nucleobase-containing compound metabolic process. The record is from RefSeq and is a predicted model, not a curated record. Gene Ontology annotation, cellular component: nucleus; cytoplasm.